AUGUCUGUGACCACCGAUCCUACUGAACAGUACAACCUCAUCACCAAGGGCUUGCAAGAGACCUUGAACGGUGCUAUCAUCAAGGAUGUCUUGGAAAACCAAAAGAGACCACUCAAGGUCUACUGGGGCACUGCUCCCACCGGAAAGCCCCACUGUGGAUACUUUGUGCCCAUGAUCAAGUUGGCCCACUUCUUGAAGGCUGGAUGUGAAGUCACCGUGCUCUUGGCAGACUUGCAUGCCUUCUUGGACAACAUGAAGGCCACCUUGGAAGUGGUUCAGUACAGAGCCAAGUACUACGAAUUGAUUGUCAAGUCCAUUUUGAAAUCCAUCAAUGUUCCCAUCGAAAAAUUGAAGUUCGUGGUGGGUUCUUCCUACCAGUUGAGUGCCGAGUACACCAUGGAUAUCUUCAAGUUGUCCAACAUCGUCUCCCAAAACGGAGCCAAGAGAGCUGGUGCCGAUGUCGUCAAGCAAGUUGAUAACCCAUUGUUGUCCGGUUUGAUCUACCCUCUCAUGCAGGCCCUUGACGAAGAGCAUUUGGGUGUGGAUGCCCAGUUCGGUGGUGUCGACCAAAGAAAGAUCUUUGUUUUGGCUGAAGAAAACUUGCCAUCCAUUGGCUACAAGAAGAGAGCCCAUUUGAUGAACCCUAUGGUUCCAGGAUUGGGUCAAGGUGGAAAGAUGAGUGCGUCUGAUCCAAACUCCAAGAUUGACAUCAUCGAAGAACCAAAGAUUGUCAGAAAGAAGGUCAACAGUGCUUACUGUGCCCCAGGUGAAGUGAAGGACAACGGAUUGUUGGCUUUCUUGGAACACGUCGUUGCUCCAAUCCAAGAGUUGAAGGCAGAAAAAGAAGGUGUUUUCAAGUUGGACAUCGACAGACCAGAGAAGUACGGUGGCCCCAUUUCUUACACUUCUCUUGACGAACUUAAGGCUGAUUUCGAGUCUGGUAAAUUGUCUCCAGUUGAUUUGAAAUCAGGUGUUGCUGACAGAAUCGUCGAAUUAUUGGCCCCAAUCAAGGCUGAAUUCGAAGCCAACCCAGAGUUCCAAGCUGCUCAAGCCAACGGUUACCCUGUUGAACAACCUAAGCAAAAGGUGAAAAAGGAAAAGAAGAACAAGGGUUCAAAAUACCCAGGUGCAGGUAAGUCUUCUAGUCCAGCUCCAUUAAGUGCAGACGCCACUGUUGAACAAACUGCUGAUGCCUUGAAAGAAGCUGCCAUUAACUAG
Molecule: messenger RNA, 1218 nt
Organism: Suhomyces tanzawaensis NRRL Y-17324
Lineage: Eukaryota; Fungi; Ascomycota; Pichiomycetes; Serinales; Debaryomycetaceae
Gene: TYS1
Product: tyrosine--tRNA ligase
Exons: 1
Coding region: 1-1218 (405 amino acids)
Biological process (GO): tyrosyl-tRNA aminoacylation
Molecular function (GO): ATP binding; tyrosine-tRNA ligase activity
Source: RefSeq, a predicted model, not a curated record